Molecule: messenger RNA, 2726 nt
Organism: Lepidothrix coronata (blue-crowned manakin)
Lineage: Eukaryota; Metazoa; Chordata; Aves; Passeriformes; Pipridae
Gene: MMP28
Product: matrix metallopeptidase 28
Exons: 5
Coding region: 1-1011 (336 amino acids)
Source: RefSeq, a predicted model, not a curated record
AUGGCCGGACCGCUGCGGGCCGCGCUGGCGCUGGGGCUGCUGGCGGCGGCACAGCCCGCACCGGCACAGCCCGCACCGGCACAGCCCGGACCGGCACAGCCCGGACCGGCACAGCCCGCACCGGCCCCGGGGCAGCGGCGGCAGGCGGAGCUGUUCCUGGAGAAAUACGGCUACUUCGGCGAGCCGGGGGCCGGCACACACAGCCCCGCCGAGUUCACCGAGGCGCUGAGCUCUGUGCUUUGGACAAAGCCCAUUCCUGCCUCUUCUCCACAACUCACCACCUUUUGGUCCGUCCCAGGGAAGCCCUCCAAAGGCUCGGCCAUCCAGCUCCCAGGAAAGGUCUUCACCCAUUUCCAGGACUGGAACACGGAUCUUUAUGGCAGGGACCAGCAGCAGAGGAGCCUCAGCACCUACUACUGCCACUCCUACUUUGAUGCCAUAACCUCUGACGCGGAUCACAACCUUUACAUCUUCAAGGGCAGCCACUACUGGGUGGUGUCAGCGAGUGGCAACGCCAGUGACCCACAGCCCCUGGAGAGACACUGGCCUGGCCUCCCUGCUGGCAUCGACGCCUGUGCCUGGUCCCAGCUCAGCAGCAAGUUCUACUUCUUCAAAGGUGGCCGGUGCUGGCGCUACGCGGGCUCCACCCUGGAGACAGGUUUUCCCCAAAAGUGCAGCGCCCGCGGCCUCCCUCGGCACCCGGACACCGCGCUCUUCUUCCAGCAGCUCCGGCGCCUGGUGCUGUUCAAGGGCCCCAAGUACUUCGUGGUGAGCGAGGAGACCCUCGCUGUGGAGCCCUACUACCCCCGCAGCCUGCGGGACUGGCAGGGGCUGCCCCCCGGCACGGCGGGGGCCCUCACCCACCGCGACGGCUUCGUCUACUUCUUCCGGGACGACCAGUUCUGGAAGUUUGACCGGGCAAAGCUGCAAGUGGUGGCCACUGGCAAAUGGGCCACCCAGCUCCCCUGGAUGGGCUGCUGGGACGCAAACAGCGGGCAGGUCCUCUUCUGAGCAGAACCUGCUGGGAUGGAACGGGGGUCUGAACCCCACCUCGCUCACCGCUGCCUGGAUCCCUCUUUCUUUGACUCUGGGUUCCUGUCUGAGGAUGGUUUGGCAGGGAGACCGGCUGCCUGUGGAUGGCUGGAGCCAUGGGAUGGUGGAGCAGUGUCCCAGCACAGCACGGAUGCAGUGGGACAGGUCUGCCACAGCCAGGUGGGCUUGGAGGCUUUGGGAGACAGUAUUUUUUUUAAAAGACCACAAAAAAUACAUAAGCCGUGGAGACUGCAAUCACACCCAUUUCUGUUAACAUUCAGGAUAUCGUUACACGUUUUUUUCCAAAGCAGGACUGGGGUUUGUUGCUACUUUUUGAUAUCUUUGUUGAUAUUUGUUGAUAUCUGUUGUUUUCCCACGACCAGAGAGAGAAUUGCCUCGCCACUGCUUGGCUUAGGGUUUGGAUGCUUUUAAAUAUGAGACUGAGAAUGUUUCCUGCUUAAAACAAAAGGAAAAGAGACAUUUGGACAAAACUCUGGAUCGGUGUUAAGCUUUGCCCUUGCUGUGUGCUCAGAGCCCCAGGGCUGGGGGGUCAGGGAUGCUUUCCUAGGCUGUGCUCACAUCCCAGAGCUCUGGUGAGGCACCAGCUGGAGACACCAACAUGGUGGGAUUUGGGGGGAGAAACCAGAGGGGUUUGGUGCAGGAACCUCUUUGGGGUGGAGAGAGAGGGGAGGCACAGCUGAGAUACGACCAUGUGGCUGUGCAGCUCCCAGGCAGCUCUGCUUUGUCUCUGCAAGAGGCAGGAUUGGUGUGUUUUUGAGUCCCUGUGCUACAGUUGGAUGAACACGGGGUUGACAAAUUACUGGGGGAGGAGGGGAAGAGGAGAGGGUGAGCAGGACAGACAUGUCUGUGCAUGCAGGCUCACAAGGACAGCACGGCUGCAUAUUCCUCAUUCCUUUCCCGAAGCAGGCUCCCCACCUGGAAACGCCGCUGGCUCCUGUGCAGUCACCUGUCAUGUCCACAAAGGGCCAUCGUGUCCCAUGGCAGGUGGGCAAACUCAGCUUCCCAGGGCUGGAAUUCCGCGGCAGCAAAUGCCAUCGGUGCUGAGCAAGACGGGGCUCAACUUUAUUAAAAUGUCCUUUGAUUUGAGAGAUUCGGGGAUUUUCACCGUGCCGGGGUCGUACACAGGGGGGCUGCUGUGUCACUGAUGGUUCUCCCAGGACUCAGACCCCAGCACUGCUUUGGCCUGGUCCUGCUGUGCCAGUGCCGUGUCAGGGUGCUGUGUCAGGGUGCUGUGCUGUGGUGCCAUGGUGCCAGGGUGCUUUCCCCAUGCCAGCAGCUCUGAGGACUCUUUUCUUCAGCACAACAUCCUCCAUUUGCCCUCGCUCACCCUAAACCUUCCCUAGAGAGGGCAGGAGCCAGGCUUGCCCCAGGCAGGGUGCCAAGGCUGGUACUUCCCAAGGGUUUUCGGUGCAGCCAGCUGCCAGCUGGGAUGUGGGUUUGGCAGGAUGGAGAGCCACCACUCCUCCUGUUCUUCUUAAAACUUGUGAGUGAGCCCUUCGUGCACAGACACGAACAUGGUCACUUCAUCUGCUUAAAAUCUCAGGGGACUUUCAGCGUUGCCAAAGAAACGGGGCCGCAGCAUUUUCAUUUGGAAUUGAAUGAUAAUAAGGCUUGCAGGGAGUCCCAAGGGCUUGGAAACCUCUUGGCAAAUAAAAAGAACCUCUGGAUACGUG